Messenger RNA from Chrysoperla carnea, 1546 nucleotides. It is a transcript of the gene CSN3, whose product is annotated as COP9 signalosome complex subunit 3. Gene Ontology annotation, cellular component: COP9 signalosome. The coding region runs from base 140 to 1423 and encodes 427 amino acids. The record is from RefSeq and is a predicted model, not a curated record. Gene Ontology annotation, biological process: ubiquitin-dependent protein catabolic process. NCBI's taxonomy places the organism in Eukaryota, Metazoa, Arthropoda, Insecta, Neuroptera, Chrysopidae. The transcript is spliced from 5 exons.
UGAAGAUCCGUCAUUCGAACACCGUGACAUACCGUGAGAUAACAAGAUCUUUCUAAUUAUUGUUUAUUUUAAAACGUACAUACAAAGUAAUUUACAAAAUAGGUAUUUUUAAUAUAAAUGCAAACUAUCUGUUUAUAAAAUGGCCUCUGCCUUGGAGCAAUUUGUAAAUAACGUUUGUACAUUAUCAGCCCAAGGAAACUAUCGGGAACUAGUCGAAACAAUAAAUCAAUCCACAGAAGUACUUAUUAAAGGCGGUCCUCACUUAGAUAAUGUUCUUGAAACUUUAGAUUUGCAACAACAUUCUCUAGGAUAUUUAGCUGUAUUAUGUACAAAAUUUGCUUUACCACCAACAAAUGCUCAAAAUGAUAAUCGCUUAAAACAAGCUGAAGAUUUUAUUAUAGGAUGUAUUGGAGAACAAGUUCGAUUUGCUCCAGAAACAUUUGCAGCUCUUUGCCACCUUGUAACUAAUAGGCUCUUAGAAUUAGGCCAACCAAUGCGUGGAAUAUCGUUACAUUUACGAGCUAUUCAGAAAAUACAGUUACACUCAACACAACUAACAUCGGUUCAUGCAGAUCUGUGUCAAUUAUGUUUACUCGCAAAAUGUUUUAAGCCGGCAUUGCCAAUAUUGGAUAAUGAUAUAACAGCUAUCAAUCAAGAAGGAAAUCAAUUUGACACAAAAUAUUUUCUACUAUAUUACUACUAUGGAGGAAUGAUUUAUACAGCAGUGAAAAAUUUAGAUAGAGCUUUAUAUUUCUUUGAAGUUGUCGUCACAACACCUGCAAUGGCUGUAUCGCAUAUUAUGUUAGAAGCGUAUAAAAAAUAUAUACUAGUGUCAUUAAUUUUACAUGGAAAAGUGCAAAAUAUUCCAAAAUAUACAUCACAAGUGGUAGGACGUUUUAUGAAACCAUUAAGUCAACCUUAUCACGAUUUAGCUGUUGCAUAUGGUACGAAUAAUUCAGAAGAGUUGAGAACAACAGUUACACGAUAUGGAGAUACAUUUACGCGUGAUCAAAAUAUGGGUCUUGUCAAACAAGUGGUGUCAUCGCUUUAUAAAAAGAACAUACAGCGUUUAACAAAAACAUUUUUAACAUUAUCCUUAACUGAUGUAGCAAGUCGUGUACAGUUACCUGGACCCGCUGAUGCUGAGCGAUACAUUCUUAAUAUGAUUGAAGAUGGAGACAUUUUUGCAACGAUUAAUCAAAAAGAUGGAAUGGUAAUAUUUCACGAUGCCCCUGAAAAAUACGAUUCACCAGGUACUUUACGAAGUUUAGAGAAACGUAUGGCUGAUAGUGCGGCAUUAGCUAAACGCGUUCAAAGUAUGGAAGAAGAAAUAAUCUCGAAUCCUGUUUAUAUAAAGAAAGCAGCAGGUGCAGCUGAACAAGAUUCAGUACCUGCUGGUCCUACUGGUUCUUACGUUAUUUAAAUUAAGCAUUUGUUUGCUUUAAAUUAUACUGUAAUUUUAAAAUAAACCAAAUUUCGUACAAGUAUUUCUUGUUGGAUUUUUUUUUUGUUUACGUAUAUUUAGCUAAAUAAAUUCUGACACUUA